AUGGCCGUAGGAAAGAACAAAAGAUUGUCAAAGGGCAAGAAGGGCUUGAAGAAGAAGGUCGACCCAUUCGCGAGGAAGGACUGGUUCAACAUCAAGGCCCCAUCCACCUUCGCCAUCCGAGAUGUCGGCAAGACGCUCGUGAACCGCACGACCGGUCUCAAGAACGCCAACGACGCCCUCAAAGGCCGCAUCCUCGAAGUCUCGCUCGCCGACCUGCAAAAGGACGAAGACCACUCCUUCCGCAAGGUCAAGCUGCGCAUCGACGAGGUCCAGGGCAAGAACUGCCUCACCAACUUCCACGGCCUCGACUUCACCUCCGACAAGCUGCGCUCGCUGGUCCGCAAGUGGCAGACUCUGAUCGAGGCCAACGCCGUCAUCAAGACCACCGACGACUACCUGCUACGUCUGUUCUGCAUCGCGUUCACCAAGAGGAGGCCUAAUCAGAUCAAGAAGACUACGUAUGCGCGGUCGUCGCAGGUGCGCGCGAUCAGGAAGAAGAUGGUGGACAUCAUGCAGAAGGAGGCAUCGGCAUGCUCGCUCAGCCAGCUUACCACCAAGCUCAUUCCCGAGGUGAUUGGGCGUGAGAUUGAGAAGAGCACGCAGGGCAUCUACCCGCUGCAGAACGUCCACGUCCGCAAGGUGAAGCUGCUCAAGGCACCCAAGUUCGAUCUCGGCAACCUCCUCUCGCUCCACGGCGAGUCCUCCACCGACGACUCCGGCCAGAAGGUUGAGGGCAACAAGGAGUUCAAGGAGCAGGUGCUGGAGACUGUGUAG
Messenger RNA from Saxophila tyrrhenica, 774 nucleotides. It is a transcript of the gene RPS1, whose product is annotated as ribosomal 40S subunit protein S1B. The transcript is spliced from 3 exons. Gene Ontology annotation, biological process: translation. The record is from RefSeq and is a predicted model, not a curated record. Gene Ontology annotation, cellular component: ribosome; cytosol. NCBI's taxonomy places the organism in Eukaryota, Fungi, Ascomycota, Dothideomycetes, Mycosphaerellales, Extremaceae. The coding region runs from base 1 to 774 and encodes 257 amino acids. Gene Ontology annotation, molecular function: structural constituent of ribosome.